GCAUAACCGCCCCUUUAGGUGAUACACUCCCACCAAUUGAGAGAAACUCCGACUGCACCUCAACCGUGUUACAUAGCCAGGGUGGUACAGGGCGCCUCUCAUUCCCCCUAUAAAAACAAAGCGUCGAAGACCCGAGGUCAUGAAGCGUUUCCUUCCUCGGGAUCUCCGCUCGGGGAGAAGCUGAUUGGUACCGACUUAACCGAUCCCAAAUGCGGGGAGAGCUCUGCAAGCUUGGUAUGGGUUGGUUCCUCGGAUUAUGAAUGGAUAAAAGUGGAUAAAUUAUUCACUUUACUGGUUCUCAUAGGGAGGGGUUUGAUGUAGCCAGGCUUUUAGGGCAAGUUUCGAUUGGAGUGAAUUCCUUGGUUCGUGGCCCUAUUUCUCAUUCUAUAUAUGAAUUGCUCUUGCUCUCGCUCUCCUCAAGGUUUAUAUCGUUACUACUUACUCUUUCUUACUAUUUGUUGAACUUCUAUUGGUGCCCUUCUUCUUGAAAGCUUUCUGAUCCUUGUUUUCUGGGUGGAUUGUUUAAGAGACUCACGAUGCCUUUCAAAUCGCGUUGGCAGGUGCAUGUCCCGGAUGCGCACCUGGCUACUGUCCUGUUCACAUCGCCCACUCAUCCGUUAUCAAAGACGCACAGGUGCUUCUCUGAGGCCGCUCGUCCUGACACGCAUUAUUUCACCACCCAUGAUUUCCGACUAUGGUCGAAGCGGUUUGCGGCGGGAUUGCGCAAGGCUGGUCUCCAGCCAGGCGAUCGGGUUUUGCUCUUUUCCGGCAACGAUCUCUUCUUUCCCGUUGUCUUUAUGGGGAUCAUCAUGGCGGGAGGUAUCUUCUCGGGGGCCAAUCCUACCUAUGUCGCAAGGGAACUAGCGUAUCAGCUCCAGGAUAGCGGCGCAACUUACCUCAUAUGCGCUGAAGGGAGUCUCGACACUGGUAUUGAAGCGGCGCAGGUAGCAGGAUUGAGUCGGGACCGGGUGUUUGUUUUUAAUAAUGCCAUCUUCGAUGGGCGGGGGGAGGGUAAGAUGGGUUGUCGCUAUUGGGGUGAACUGGUGGCGUCUGCGGAGGAAGGCAGCCAGUUUGUAUGGGACGAUCUAUCGACUCCAGAGAAGGCUAACCGUACCCUCGCCUUGAAUUAUUCCAGCGGCACGACGGGGAGGCCCAAGGGCGUGGAAAUCUCUCACAAGAACUAUUGCGCCAACAUGCUCCAGGCUAAUCAAUCGUUUUAUCUCAAUCCGGACUGGAAGGAAAGGAAUGCUAGGGCUCGGUUCCUCUGUUUCCUGCCGAUGUAUCAUGCGAUGGCCCAAAAUAUUUUCAUUGCGAAUGCAUUGAAGCGUGGGGUUCCCGUGUACAUUAUGCCCAAGUUUGACUUCAUCAAGAUGCUGGAAUAUACGGAGAAAUUCCGCAUCACGGACCUUAUUCUGGUACCCCCUGUGGUGGUUGCCCUAGCCAAGCAUCCUGCGGUCAGAAGCGGCAAGUACGAUCUUAGCAGUGUCGAGGCGAUUGGCAGCGGCGCAGCGCCCCUGGGAAGAGAAGUCUGUGAUGAAGUGGAGGCCCUCUGGGAACCUGGACGUGUCAAUGUGAAACAGGGCUGGGGGAUGACCGAGUACGUUGUGCCGCCUAUUGUAUCUACCAAUGAAGCAGCAAUGUGAGCUAACACAGAAGUUUUCCCAAAGGACUACAUGCGCUAUACUUGGCUGGAACCCCACCGAAACAAGUCACACAGCGUCAGUUGGAGAGCUGAACCCCAAUUGCGAAGCAAAGAUUAUGGCCGACGACGGGGUCACCGAGUUAGGACGUAACCAACGGGGUGAACUCUGGGUCCGAGGUCCGAAUAUUAUGAAGGGUUAUUGGCGAAACCCGCAGGCCACAAAGGAAACCAAGACGGAAGAUGGAUGGCUGAAGACUGGAGAUAUCGCGUAUGUGGACGAUCAGGGGAAGUUCUACGUAGUUGACCGGAAAAAGGUACGUCGUAUGACAAAUAGCUCCCAGUUGCCACAUAUGGCAAAAAAAAAAAAAAAAAAAA
Messenger RNA from Aspergillus caelatus, 2017 nucleotides. RefSeq names its product acetyl-CoA synthetase-like protein. Gene Ontology annotation, molecular function: CoA-ligase activity. The transcript has a single exon. The record is from RefSeq and is a predicted model, not a curated record. Gene Ontology annotation, biological process: secondary metabolic process. The coding region runs from base 537 to 1643 and encodes 368 amino acids. Lineage: Eukaryota; Fungi; Ascomycota; Eurotiomycetes; Eurotiales; Aspergillaceae.